Messenger RNA from Dioscorea cayenensis subsp. rotundata (Guinea yam), 348 nucleotides. RefSeq lists its product as uncharacterized. NCBI's taxonomy places the organism in Eukaryota, Viridiplantae, Streptophyta, Magnoliopsida, Dioscoreales, Dioscoreaceae. The record is from RefSeq and is a predicted model, not a curated record. The transcript has a single exon. Bases 1 to 348 code for a protein of 115 amino acids.
AUGAAUGGGAAGAGCCCAAAGUUGGAGUUGAAGCUGAACCUAUCACCACCAAGGAGGGGGAGUGCAGGACCAUCAAGAGAGAGAGAGGAACAUAACUCACCAAACAAAUCAUCUCCAAUGUCUCCAAGAUCACCACAAAGCUCAUGCUUAUCAUCAGAGAGUGAUCAAGGGAUGAAACACUACUCCAGCAGCCCUGAAACAGCAUCCAUGGUGCUUGCUGGCUGCUCAAGGUGCUUGAUCUAUGUCAUGGUUUCUGAAGAGGACCCGAAGUGCCCCAAGUGCAAGAGUCUUGCCCUUCUUGAUUUCCUUAAUGACAACACUGAAAAUAAGAAGAAUAACAAGAUCUAA